UCUUCGCCGCAAGUCUUUUCCAAGUCCCUUUUAUCGUAUUUAUCCAAGAAGCGUGCCUUAUCGCACCGUUGCCGGGAUGAGCUGGAGGAUUUCGCAAUGAGCCUCCAAUCGGGGAGGCAAUGGGCGCUCAACAUGUACGACGCGAAUGGGAAGCUGCCAGCUGGUGCAAUGGAAGGCAAUUUAAUUGAGUUGGGGUCAUUUGAUGAGUGCUUGCGACUUGUGCGUACCAACAACCAUGGUCUAACCGGAAAAUACUGUUUGGGAUCGCUGUACGUUCCAAAUCGAUAUGUUGAUAAUGCCACAAUAAGGCUGGUAUUCAACGGCAUUGAGAGCGACAAAAUGGAAUUCGGGGUUUGCUUUCCGGGUUCGUGUUCGGCCAUAGACCUGGAAAUGACAGCGAAAGGAAUCGGACUAAAUAUGACACUCACGGAAGCGACCUGCCAGACGAGAGAAACCCAAUCUAGGAUUACGGCGGGAGCGUACGUAACUCUGGCACUUGCCUGCCUCCUUCUACUUCUGAUUGUAGCUUCGACGAUAUACGAGCUCUGUUUCAAAGCCGACUCGCAUUGGGCAUUAAAGUCAUUCUCGCUGUGGACGAAUGGAAAAAUAAUUUUUCGAGUUAGCAAACCAAGCGCUGGUGAUAUUUCGUGCUUGAAUGGUAUUCGAGUAAUUGCUAUGACCAUGGUAAUUGUCUAUCACAUCUACAUGUUUCGCCAUGGAAGAGCAGCCAGAAAUUCCUACUACUACUCAUACUCGAUACAUCAACCGAAAGAUGGUCCCUUAUUGACGUUACCCUUUGGAGUCGACAUAUUUCUUCAAAUCUCUGGAUGCUUGGUUGCCUACAAUUUCUUGCGAAGAAAGCUAAAAGGUCACGAAUUCAACAUUCCUUCCUACUGCAUCGAAAGGUACCUGAGGCUUACACCAGCAGUAUUGGCUGUAAUGCUGUUUACUCUAACAUGGUUUGGUUAUAUUGGAUCUGGGCCGUUAUGGUAUCAGACGGAGGACAUCAUUGGACCGUGCCAAAAAUACUGGUGGUCGUGCCUGCUAUACAUUCAGAAUUACCAACCCGCUACUUGCAUUCGACAGACCUGGUACCUUUCACUGGAUUUCCAGCUGUAUGUACUCUCCCCUUUUCUUCUACUCCCUCUAGCACGCUGGAGAAAAGAAACUAUGGUGGUAACAGCCGGUUUGGCUUUGAUUUCCAUGGCAACCACAUUCGCAAUAGCCUGGACACAUAAAUUGUGCGCGGAAAAUCAGUGCGGAGAAGGAAGUACUUUCAUGAAACAAUUCUACACCUUUCUACCUACGAAGGCCUCGUCAUGGUUAAUUGGAUUUUUACUGGGUUGUCUCAUGUUUAAAGUGAAAGAGGAGGAAAUGGCUACCAUGGAAAAGAGGAUAGCGAUACCGCUUAUGGUGGCCGCAAUAGUUGUCUACGUCGCCACCACCUUUGGAAAUAGUCACGUGGUGAUUUCGGAGAACGACCGAUAUGAGAACUCGUUUUCUUUGGCAUUACUUCGGCCGACAAUGCUACUGUCGGUUGGAUGUAUAAUAUACCUUUGCGAAAUUGGACGUGGAGGCAUUGUCACCAGUUUCCUAACAAAUCCGUUAUUUGUGGUAAUUUCGAGGCUAACUUACAGCACAUACCUGGUGCACUUCCAAGUGAUGGAGUACCACCUGGAUACCGCUCGAGUUGGUCCGCACCUUAGCACCUACACGCUCUUGGUUAACGACUUCGCCGGUGUACUUCUCCUCUCUCUUCUUCUAGGUUUGGUCCUGUCUUUGUCAGUAGAACUACCUGCGCAACAUUUCGUCAGUUUGCUAAUCAGAAGAUCAAGAAAGAAGGCAUGAGUUCAGUGAUCUACA
This is a messenger RNA of Photinus pyralis (common eastern firefly), 1863 nucleotides long. Its product is annotated as nose resistant to fluoxetine protein 6-like. The coding region runs from base 97 to 1848 and encodes 583 amino acids. The transcript is spliced from 12 exons. Lineage: Eukaryota; Metazoa; Arthropoda; Insecta; Coleoptera; Lampyridae. Gene Ontology annotation, molecular function: acyltransferase activity, transferring groups other than amino-acyl groups. The record is from RefSeq and is a predicted model, not a curated record.